This is a messenger RNA of Spinacia oleracea (spinach), 1248 nucleotides long. RefSeq lists its product as uncharacterized. The coding region runs from base 1 to 1248 and encodes 415 amino acids. The record is from RefSeq and is a predicted model, not a curated record. Lineage: Eukaryota; Viridiplantae; Streptophyta; Magnoliopsida; Caryophyllales; Amaranthaceae. The transcript has 3 exons.
AUGGUUAGAUCUAAGUCGAUUGUGGCUAAAGGGAAAGGGGAGUUGGGAUCUGGUCGGGUUAAGUCCCUUAAUCCGAUAUACUCUACCGUAGUGGAUCCGGCGGUGUUUGUCGAGCUCGCUGGCUUACCGCCGUCAGCGGAGGUGAAGAUUCCAGAUCCAGACGAAGAAGCUCUUGACUGUCCGGAGGGGUACGUAGUCAUGUACGAGUAUCCGUUCACAAUUGGCUUCAAAUUUCCUUUUACUCCGUUAGCUAGGUCUUUUAUUGAGGUUUUUCAUUUGAGUCCGGGCCAGUUAAUGCCCCAGAUCUGGCGGGUUUUCGCGGUGGUGCAAGGGGUUACCGCAGACUGGAAGGUGCCUUUUGACUUGGCCGACUUGAUGUAUUCUUACGACCUGGCGCUGAAGGAGUGUUGUAGGUAUACACUGGUUACGAAGAAGGGGAAGAAGAACUUAGGCGUUGGUUUAGCUGUGAACGACAGGGGUUGGCAGAGUCGUUUUGUCUAUGUGAACAAGGAUUCUUUGGGAGAGAAAGGACAUUUUUUGGUUGAAGGGUGGACGAUGGAAGUUGUCAAGGCAUCGUCGUUGGCUGAGUUGAACGCUGAUUCACACGACAAGUAUCAGAAGUAUUUAAGCUACUCUGUCGAGGACAGGUCUUUCAGUCGCGACAGUGGUCUUUUAGACGGGAAGGAGGAGACUCAUACUGACGACGUCCAAGGUGCAGAGGAGGAGGUAGAGGAGGAGACAGUUUGCUUGGUUCGUCGUCAAAAGAGGUUGAAUUUGACUGAAGAGGUGGUAGCAAAUUCGUCAUCUGCUGAGGAGGAAGAAGAUAUGGCUGAUACUUCAGAGCAUACGUUGUCAAGUAGGCCAGUGUCGAGGAUGUCGCAGAGCGAAGUGAUGGAAAGGGCGAGGAAGCGUCUGAGGUCGACUGCUGCUGCUGGUGGGCAGAGUUCGUCUGCUGUGUCUGGCAGUCGGGCCAUGUCUGUCGUCCCUCGACAUUCUAAGAUAGGGGCGUCGCCUGAUAUGCCCGUCGUCAUAGGUGGUGAAGGUUUUCAUCCCAUUGCUUCGUUGUCGCCUCCAAAGCCGUUCAAGGCGCCAUCGACUGCUGCUGUCACCAUUGGUAGUGUCUCCCCGGGUCGGCCAAGAAGUGUUCUGCCGAGAAGAGUUCUGCCGAGGAUACGGUUAUCUCUCUGCCCCCACGCUUCUUGGGCGAUGGUGAGACGGCUGUUAUUUGGCCUUGCGCUGAUCGUUUAA